AUGUAUCUGCUGCUCCUUCUUCACAUCUUGCAGUCCUCUCUGUGGGCGGUCCACUGCUGUCCAGCUUUAUGUGCCUGUGCCUAUGGGAACAAUGGAAUAGCAGAACUCAGGUUGGUGCAGUGCAGUGAUCCUGGCAUCUCAGCUGUUCCCAUUAAUGUCCCAGCUGACACGGUCAAGCUGCGUCUGGAGAAGACUCUGAUCUCCAGGUUGCCCCGAGCAGCCUUCUACAACCUGUCAGAGCUGCGCUUCUUGUGGCUGACCUACAACUCCAUUACAUCCAUCCACCCCAGCAGCUUUGUGAACCUGAAGGCCCUGCGAGAGCUGCGUCUGGAUGGGAACCUCCUGACGGCCUUCCCCUGGGAGGGGCUGAGGGACAUGCCUCGCCUCCAGACUCUGGGCCUCCAUAACAACCGUUUGUCCAGUCUUCCUGCUCAUGCUGCACUCUUUCUCCCCAAUAUCACCUACCUGGAUCUGUCCAGCAACAGGUGUGUCCAUCUGCUGAAGAAGCGUGUAACCUCAGUGCUAUUCAACACAGGUGUCCAUGACAACCCCUGGUUGUGUGACUGCCAGAUCUCCAUGCUGGUGUCACUCUCCAUGUCCUUGGGGAGUCCUGUGGUUCUCAUGGACCAGCUGGUGAUGUGCAGCAGGUCUCUGGGUCAUUCAGGGAUGCUGCUGACCGAGGCCCAGCUGUCCCGUUGUAUGAGGCCGUCUGUCCAGCCUGCAGCCACCAGGGUCAUCUCUCCACUGGGCAGCAACGUCAUCCUCCGCUGUGACGCCACUGGUUACCCAACACCAACUCUGACCUGGAUCAAAACCUCAGCCAGUGCUGUCAUGCAGGAAUCUCCUCGAGUUGGAGUUCGCUGGUCAGUAAUCAGCCUGAACGGGUUAUCCUACAAGGACGCUGGUGAAUAUCGCUGCCAGGCACGCAACAUGGCAGGAAUAUCUGAAGCUCCAAUUAAGCUGAAAGUGGUGGGAGUCACAAGAAUAUCCCGACUCCCAAAGAAGAAGAAGUCCAAGAAGACUUCACCCAAGUCAUCACCAAAAGACAGCAAGCCAAAACAGACUAUAGCUGCCACCCCCACUCUCUCAAUAAAGGACAGUCAGAUACUCCAAAACAACACUCCGACAGUCUUCCCCAUUGACAAGUACACUAAAAGAAGCAAAAUGAACCAGACAGAUCAAGACACAUCAAGACUAACCUGA
This is a messenger RNA of Scomber japonicus (chub mackerel), 1203 nucleotides long. RefSeq names its product leucine-rich repeat, immunoglobulin-like and transmembrane domains 3b (gene lrit3b). NCBI's taxonomy places the organism in Eukaryota, Metazoa, Chordata, Actinopteri, Scombriformes, Scombridae. The coding region runs from base 1 to 1203 and encodes 400 amino acids. The transcript has 4 exons. Gene Ontology annotation, molecular function: protein binding. The record is from RefSeq and is a predicted model, not a curated record.